Entrophospora candida is the source of this 783-nucleotide messenger RNA. NCBI's taxonomy places the organism in Eukaryota, Fungi, Glomeromycota, Glomeromycetes, Entrophosporales, Entrophosporaceae. The record is from the annotation of a GenBank genome assembly.
AUGGAAUUCAUACACAGCAAAGGAAUUGUCCAUCGAGACAUUAAAUCUGAAAAUUUUCUUCUUGAAGAUGACUUUCCUAUAUCUUUAAAUGAUCCAGAGGAAGUACAUAAUGAUAUAUGUAGAUCUAUAAUAGACAAAUAUCAGAUAUUAGUUGGUAGAAAAUACAAAACGUUUCUGGUCGAUUUUGGAUUAGCAUCUUACUAUAUUGACCAGGAAACAGGAAUACACAUCCAAGAUGAUGACGAAAAAAUAAUAAAUGGAUUAAAAACUGGUACAGCCCAAUAUGCUAGUAUAAAUGUGCAUCGGGGAUGUUGUAAGCGUGAUGAUAUGGAAUCUCUUGGAUAUAUAUUUUUGGAGAUGUUAAAAGGGUUCCUGCCAUGGUCCAAAGCCAUCUGGUAUACUGAUGAAGAAUUAUGGACAAGAGUAUUGGAAAUCAAAGAAGAAACUUCUUUGGUUGACUUGUGUAUUGGAAUUCCAAGGGGUGAAACAAGAGGUUCCGGACCCAAUAGUAGAUCAGUAACUAUAGAAGAUGAAUGGUAUAUUGACAGAUCCUGGUAUAAUCAUGACAUCAAUGAUAAUUUACCAUCAGCAUCAGCAACAAACAGGUUAAAUGCAUAUGAUCCAAAGACUACUUGUAAAGUGGUGUAUUAUAGAAAUGAAAAAUGGGAAAAAGAAAGAGCAAGUAUUCUUAAUGCAUGGAAUAAUGGUCGUACGUGGACCAGGCGUAUUAAAGAUCAUAAAGGAAAAGGUCGAAUGGAUUAUAUUGUGAUAUGUGAAUUUUAA